Molecule: messenger RNA, 1719 nt
Organism: Symbiodinium sp. CCMP2456
Lineage: Eukaryota; Dinophyceae; Suessiales; Symbiodiniaceae
Source: the annotation of a GenBank genome assembly
AUGACGGCACCGACAGGGCUGGCCGCCUUGGCAAGAUACGAAGACAGCGGAAGCGGCAGCGAUGUGGACACCGACGUCUCAGAUGGCCAACUGCAGGCCUCCAGCCCUCCAACAGGAUCCUCCAAGCUCUCUCGUGCCUUAGAGGCCUUCCGAUGCUUCGAUGCCGGUGCUGAGCUCCAUGGAAGUCAGGUUCUGGGGCUGGCAGAUGAGGCCUCGGAUGUAGAUAUUUUAUCAUCCAAGCCUGUCCAUCAGCUACUGAAGGCUCUGCGCAACGAGAAGUUGCAGGAUUUCGAGCUAUCCGAGUCGGUCAUGGCUGCAAGGAUACCUCGCGUGAUCGUGAGGCACAGAAGAACCGGCCUUCUUCUUGACGUGGUGGAGUCGUGCCGUGACCCUCAUGCACAUGCCAAAGAUGCGCUGGUGCGCAGUUGGCUGGACUUGGGGGCAGAUGUUCGCGAGCUGGCUCUUGACAUCAAGGCUUUUGCCAGGGCAUACCAGAGUCAACUACCCCGGGAACAAGGCUACCCCAACACGUUCCUCCUGCUGCUGUCGGGGUUUUGGUGGCUAGCCACACAUCAUGGGCUUAGACCGGGCGAGAGCCGAGCAGAUUUGAUGGAAGGUCGUUGCAAGGAGUCGAGAUCGGAGUUGUUCCGAGGUUGGCUGGACUUCGUUGCAGCCGAUGGGCCCAGAGUCAUGAACUUGGCUCAGAGCGGUGCUGGCGGGCCAAUUGCUGAGUCCAGUGAAGGGCGAUACUGGCAACUUGUGGAACCUGUGUCGGGGAGGCCGAUCAGGUCGGACGGAAAUGAGAUCUCGCGGCGAGAGCUGGAGCGGCAGAUCCAAGAGCUCCGGCGAGACAAGGUGAAACUGGAUGACAGCAUCCGAAAAAUGGAAUCCACCCAGAAGCGCAUUUUUGGUGAAGAGGGGGAGAGGGCGAGAUUACAGGCCCUUCAUGCCCAAGAUGAAAAGAAAGAAGAUGGCGAGGAAGCCGGAGAAGACAAGAAAGACGAGGACGAUGACAAGAAGGAAGAGAAGAAGGAGGAGGAAAGCGAAGAGACAAAGAAGCGCAAGCGUGAGGACGAGAUCGAACGCCGAAAAAAGGAGGGACGGCCGACCAAAGCUGACCCAAGAAGCCGCAACCUCUUUGGGAAGCUGUUGGGCCAUCUUCACUCGGCGAAAGACAGGUUGCAGAAGGAGAAGACCAGCAAGAUGGGCGAACUUCAGCAGAAGGCCCUGAGCAGAGUGGAGGACAAGGUCAACCUCAACAAGAUGAACAUCAAGGAGUUCAGAAAAGGACAGUUCGAGAAGCAGCUGCAAGAGGAGCAGGCGAAGGCAGCAGAGAUCGAGAAGCAGAUUGAGGAGAAGGAAGUUCUCCUGCUGCAGCGCCGCCUUGAGAACCACUACUCACUGAUGAUGAACUUCAUCAGGACAGAGGUGCAGCCUACCAUCUUCUUCCUUCCAAACAAGCACACCCGUGACACUGAGAAGCAGCUCGAAGAGUCACGCGAUGCGCUGAAGAACAAGAUCGCCACGCUGAGGAUGCAAUUCCGCCAGGAGGCUGCCAAGGCUGCUGCGGCAGCGGAGGCCGAAGCCAAGGAGCAGGGCGAUUCCAAAGGAGCUGGUUCCAGUGCAGCAGAUAUGGAAGCAGAGGAGCCGCAGCCCGAGGCGGCCCAAGGCUCGAACCAAGAGCCGGAGGAAGAUGCCGCCGCAAGUGACAGCUCUUAG